Molecule: messenger RNA, 680 nt
Organism: Suillus subalutaceus
Lineage: Eukaryota; Fungi; Basidiomycota; Agaricomycetes; Boletales; Suillaceae
Exons: 4
Source: RefSeq, a predicted model, not a curated record
AAAGGAGCUGGCCUCGAUGAACUUCUGUUGGACCAGCACGACAAGUCGGUACUUGCUGCUGAUGCUACACGACGUCCAGUCCGUCAGCCAAUCAAGGUCUCCAAUCGGAUAUCCCAAGGGUUCUUCGAUGGCACACCACAUCGUGUUCAUUCUUUUGCACAACUUGAUCUCCACGAUGCACCAUCCCGACCCAACAUUUUCAUUGGGCUCGAAAUAUUUUCUCUGCCAGACUCAGUAGAGCAGACAUCCAGCUGUGCGAGCGUGGCUCAGCGGUCGUCGACGUUCCACAUUGCCAGGCACAACGUGAACGCAUCAGCACGAGAAAAACGGGGGCCAACAAUCCCGUUGAAAUCCAAGAAACCUGCUGCAAGCAUCUCCGAGUCACGCCCUCCCAAUAGCAAUGUUAUACAAUCCAGCGGCGCGGCUGAACCUCAGUCUUCUUCGCAACCACAUAUUGUCGCCUCCACCUCCACCGCACAUCCCGUUGUUGCUAAUACAACUUCAAGCACUAAUCUUCAUGCAACGAUGAAACAUGCUGGACGAUGGACUCGCUUUUGGCUCUUUGUAUGUUGUGCCUCUCCCGAGUAUACCGAUGGUCAUCAUUAAUCCACCUGGUUUGUUUUCUUGUCCUUUACGAAAAUCUCCAAUUAUCAUCUGAUAUGCUAUGACGUUCAUCUCAU